Molecule: messenger RNA, 743 nt
Organism: Arabidopsis lyrata subsp. lyrata
Lineage: Eukaryota; Viridiplantae; Streptophyta; Magnoliopsida; Brassicales; Brassicaceae
Exons: 6
Coding region: 91-528 (145 amino acids)
Source: RefSeq, a predicted model, not a curated record
AAGAGUUGACAGAUCUCUCCACCGGUAGAGAGAGAGAGAGAGAGAGAGAGAGUCGUUCUCUGAGAAAAUUGCGUAAACCCUAACUCGUCAAUGGCGGAUUCGAGCUCCGACCAGAAACGAUAUACUCCUCCUAAUCAAAGGAAGCCUCCUGGGAAUCGUCGGAAGUCGGGAGAUCGAACAAGUAGCCAACAGAACAACGAUCCUGAGAGAAAUCAACCUCCUGCUACUGGUCUUCAGAAGCAAAACAAAUCCCAGACCCAGAGGAUAAUAACAGUAAAGGACUGCUCUAGGAGUGAAGCUUAUCAGCUCAUGAGCCAACGAUGGGCAGCUGCAAUGCAUCAAUACAACGACCCUACUGUGGAUCUAUCUGAGCGACCAAUCAUGUACUAUGGAGGGAGUGUUUGGGGUAAACUACCUCAUCAGAUCCUGGCUGCAGCAAACAAGACAUUGCCGCCUCCUUCGAUAUCGCCAGCGGAUUACAUGACUGAAGUGCGCCGAGGAUUGCUGAUGCCAAAAUUCAACAACUGAAUGGUAUUUGUCCAGAUGAUGGAGCCCAUAUAUACUAGUAGUGAAAUUGUGUUUUGACUAUUGUUUUGUGUGCGUGUAGGAUAACAAAUAUUGCUUUUGUCACGAUCGGUCUAUUCCUCUGGUCCCUGAAAGUGUAAAAAACCAAAACCAGAGAAUUUGACUAACAUUCACGUAACCAUCUCAUUUAGCUUAAUUGGAUUACAAAUUCAUCGCUC